AUGAAUCUGCCCCUGCAAUCCACUCCCCCUAAGGACGUGGCCCGCAAGACAGAAUUAGCAUCUCAACUAGAGGGAUGGCAGAAGGCGCCGCAUGGCACGACCUAUAGCCGUUCAUCGUACGACCGCUCUGACUGGCUAUCGUCAUCUAAGAUUGAGAGCAAGCAGGACUACCGGUUGAGCAGGAAUUAUCUGAAGCUCUGCAACGACAAAUCUGGCAGCCGGGGGGUUUCGGUUCCCAGCAGCAGCAGCAGCAGCCAGACCAUGUUGCAGCACUGGCCAGGCUCAACGAGCACCGGAUUAGACCAAGUCCUGGCGACCGACGUCGACGCUAGCGCAUGCUAUCCUUCACUUCAGAACAAAGCAUUGCAAGGCUGGACCUCACUUCCAGUCGACUGCAAGCCACAACAGCUGACCAACCCAACCAUGGACCUCUUUCAGGCGGGGUUGCAGGGAGUCGGGUUGCUGAAUCUGGGUCUUCCGGUAGGCGACUUCAGUACAACCCCCGACAUCCUGUUAACAUCGAACCCUUACGCCGCGAUGGAACAUGAUGGCCUCAUGGGGCCUGCCGUCGAGCAGGGAGGCCCGAGAGGGUGUAAUCUUACGCGCCGACAAUUCGACAAGACCGGAUGGGCACUUCAGUCAACUGUAUACCAAUAG
Molecule: messenger RNA, 657 nt
Organism: Purpureocillium lilacinum
Lineage: Eukaryota; Fungi; Ascomycota; Sordariomycetes; Hypocreales; Ophiocordycipitaceae
Source: RefSeq, a predicted model, not a curated record